GACGACUUGCACUUUAAUCAGAACCCGGACCUGAUUCAACAGGACAGGAGCUCCCCAGAGGAGAAGCCGUUGAAAUGCUCCAAUGGAGGGAGCAACUUCAAGGUGAUCUCUCACUAUAUUUCCAACAGCCAUGGAGGAAGGAAGCCACAUAGGUGUACAGACUGUGGGAAAUCCUUUAUCGCUAAAGCACACCUUAUCAUUCACCAGAGAACCCACACUGGGGAGAGGGCGCUUUAUCACAGAAAUGCACCUAGCUUGUGGCCAGAAAAACCUUAGCCGCCAGAGUUCAAACCUCUACAGUCCAAUCCAGAGGGAGAUCCCACAGCGAGUGAAGCCAUUCUGGUGUUCGGACUGCGGGAAAAGCUUCUGCUCCAGUACCAACUUGGUCAAACAUCAGAGCAUCCACAAGAAGGGGACCCUGUAUAAAUGCACUGCAUGUGGGAAGAGCUUCAAAGCACGCUCCCACUUCAUUGCCCACAAGAGAAUCCACCCCAAGAAAUCUCAUAAAUGUCCGGACUGUGGGAAAUGUUUCCUCGCAGAAUCUCAGCUGAUUAUCCACCGGCGCAUCCACACUGGGGAGAGACCGUACAAGUGCCUGGAGUGUGGGAAAUGCUUCAUCCAGAAUAUACACCUUACUGUCCAUCAAAAAAUCCACAAAAGAACAAAGUCACUCCAGUGUGCUGACUGCGGAGAGAGUUUCCAUUCCAGCCUAAACCUCAUCCAGCACCGGAGAAUGCAUAUGGGAGAAAGCCCAUAUAAAUGCUCAGAGUGUGGGAAAACCUUCCGGGUGAAUGCUCACCUUAUCGCGCAUAAGAGGAGCCACGCAACAAAGAAACCACAUAAGUGUUCAUACUGUGGGAAAUCCUUCUUGGCCAAAUCAUACCUCAUCAUCCAUCAGAGGAUCCACACUGGCGAGAGACCAUUUAAAUGCUUAGUUUGUGGGAAAAGCUUUUGCCAGAGUUCACACCUGAAUGUUCAUAAACGAACCCACACAGGUGUGAAGCCAUUCCAGUGUCCAGAGUGUGGGAAAGGCUUCAGUUCAAGCACAAACCUUAUCAAGCACCAGAGAAUCCACACCAGAGAGGACCUGUACAUAUGCUGUGACUGUGGGAAAAGUUUUCGAGUGCACGCACAUCUCACUGCUCACAAAAAAAUACACGCAACAAAAAGACCACAUAAGUGUUCGUACUGUGGGAAAGCCUUCUUUACCAAAUCAUCCCUCAUUGUCCACCAGAGAAUCCAUACGGGAGAGAGGCCGUACAAAUGUCUGAUCUGUGGUAAAAGCUUCACGCAGCAAUCGCAUCUGAAGGCCCAUCAGAGAACCCACACAGGAAAAAAGCCAUUCCAGUGCCAAGAGUGUGGGAAAAGCUUCCGAGUCAGCUCCCGCCUCCUUGCUCAUCGGAGAGUCCACGAAGACAAGAAACCUCACAAAUGCUCGUACUGUAACAAAACAUUCGUCUUCAAGUCCUACCUGGUUAUCCAUGAGCGGAUGCACACUGGUGAGAAGCCGUUCAAGUGCCUGGCCUGUGGUAAAAGCUUCAGCCAGAGUUCCCACCUGAAUGUCCACAAAAGAAUCCACAUGAGGGAAAAGCAAUUCCAGCGUCCUGAACGUGGCAAAGGUUUUAGAGUGAGCUCUCAGCUGUUGGCCCGCAAGAGAAUCGGCACGGUCAAGAAGCCGCACAAUAAAUGCUUAGACUGCGGAAAGUCCUUCAUUUACAAAUCAUACUUGAUUAUCCACCAGAGGACCCACACAGGUGAAAGACCUUACAAGUGUUUGGCUUGUGGGAAAUCCUUUAGCCAAAGUUCUCAUUUGAACACUCAUCAGAGAACCCACAGAGGAGUGAAGCCGUUCCGAUGUCCUACCUGCGGGGAGAGUUUCAAUUCCAGAAUCAACCUUCAAAAGCACCAGAGAACCCACACAAAUGGGAACCUGUUCAAAUGCUCAGACUGCGAGAAAUCCUUUAUUGCCAAAUCACAGCUUGUGAUCCAUCAGAGAAGCCACACGGGGGAGAGACCCUUCAAAUGCUUGGACUGUGGGAAGGGCUUCAGCCAGAGUUCCAACCUGAUCAGGCAUCAGCGCAUUCACGCUGGGGGGAAUCCGCAUAAAUGCUUGGACUGCGGGAAAGUAUUCAGCUCAGAAGAGAACCUUGUUAAGCAUCAGAGAAUCCACACGUAGAGGGAAGGGGCUGCAUGCUUCUUACAUUGCAGGGAAGCCAUCCGAACACAUGACUUUUACCACCAAUCCAAUUUUCUUUGCUGUUACAAAAAUAAAAACAUGGCCAGCCCCGCGCUGCUGCUCAGCGUGCAGAAAACGUUAGCCGUAAACUCAAGCUCUGCUGUUCCUCUGAGAACCUGGGGGUGGCAGCACCAGAUAAAAUGCUGAGGCUCUAGGGAAGCUUUCCUCAGAAGCUGCCUCACUUGUCUCUCUGUGUGUCAAACCUACUGUGUAAACUUUGAACCAGCAGUGCAUCCUCAAUCUGUCACAAGCAUCCCCCAAGGAAAGCUAAAGAGUGUUUCGGCUGACUCACUGCACCCCUGCCCCAGCUCUGACUGAAAGAAGGGACUUGAGCCCAAGAAAGUUUCUUAACAGCAGUAGGUCAGAUUGGAUCACAUGGGACUCCCUGACCUUUGUAAAAAAAAAAUCCAGGUCAAACUCACUUAGUCCUUUAAAUUGCAAGAGAACUUGGCUGUUCUGUUCUUGGGGAGACCUGAUGAGGAUGACCUGUGAAGAACCAGAAUCUUAGCAAAACUGUCCAGGAGAAUUGAAAAGGAUAUGUAGAAGGGGAGGGGGGUUGGGGGAGGGGAGGGGGAACACAUCAGCAAAGCCAUAUAAAUUCUCCAAGUGUAGAAUCUUACACUCCCCAAGUGAAUCCAUUCCAGUGUUGAGUCCAUUAGCUGGCAGAGAAUCUGAGUCAAGGAGAACCCCUGGGUGUAUCAAAUGAACUGAUACCCAUCUGAAGAGAAAACAAAUGUCAACUGACCAAUGGCAGGCUUUGAAGGAAUUCAUAAAGUCCCGUUUAAUCUGCUGAAUGACCAUUUUAAAAAAUGGUGGUAUACAGUAUUUGAUUGGCUUUCCGUCAAUAUAGCUACACUUGUAUCCCCUGCGGCUCAUAAAAUAUCACCAGAAUCAAAUCACAGAUAGGCUGAUUGGCUACCACUGUGCCCAAAAGAUUGAAGCAGCAUUGCAAAUCUAUUUCCUGUAUUUCCAGAUGUGGGGAUGAACACAAAGAUCUUUCCAUUUCCACGGAUACUUUCUCAAUCUUAAGAAUUCUUCAGCGAGCAAGCAGAUUAAUCUGGACGCUCGUUUGCAACUUGUUUUGUUGUUUCUGUCCACAUGGGGAUUGCGUUGGGUACCAAUAAGAGGGUUCAUACAGCUGUCACAAGCAUCCCCUAAAAAUCAAGAAGGGAUGUGAUUAAUCCUGUUGAGCUCACAGAUGGCUUAACGAAACGAUUCCUCAUUCCUUGGGGGAACUAAUUGUGCAGGGAUUAUUGCAGAUAUUAUUUUUUUCACAUUUUGUCAGGUUUGAAAUAUAUGAGCCUAAAGCCUCAUGGAAGAAUAAAAAGGUAAGGCUGUGUUUUUCAAAAUAGCCAGGUCAGCAAAAGGAUUAGAAACAUUCCUGGGUGUGAUGUCACAAGCACACCAUUCAAUAAAGAGCCAGUGACCGGUUUGUAAGUUCCACCCCUACACCCAGCAUGGUUUCAGCUAGCAUCAAAAUGUCCCCCACCCCAAUAAGUUCACAAAAGUACAGUUUUUGUUUUUUGAAAACAGUCCAUCAAGUGGAUAUCAUCUGGGCUAUAAAUACCACACUGCAUCUAACUGUGAAUUUUUUAAAAAAUCUGGGAAGACCACAUACUUUCCUGCCAUGAACUGAAGAUAACUCUGAGAGGCUGAGGUUUUGCGUACUUGGCAACUGCUCAUAGAUGGGGAGUGAAACUGUCAUAUCUCCAACUGGUCCAGGGCUUCAUCCUUCAACUCGGCAACUGGAAUAAUUUGCUUGUCUCCAAAGGCCCCCUGGACCAAAAUGCAAAGUGCACUGACACUGAAGGUCAACAUUCUUCUCUAGCUCUAGAACCAGAGCAUGAUCCAUUUGACUUUCAUCUGCCUCCAUAUACUAUGUCUUUUGGAAGCAUCGGGGCAUUAGGGCCAAAGGCAUCUCCCUCCCCCUAACAUAAUAUAUUGAAUAUCAAUUGGAAAAGGGUUGUGUUUACAUUUCCAGUCCGCUCACUUCAGCUUCUUGGAUACACUCCGUCUGACCGCUGCUUCCUGUUUCCUAUGAACUCUGUUAUGGGGCCAGAAUGUUGUUACCUCUGUUUCUUGAAAGAAAUCUAUCAUGUUUUCGUUACACUGAGGUUCCUUUGUUUUCAGACCUGGGCCAAAUACUGUAAUGAUUUUCUUUUAUAUGGACAUUAGUAUAUUCCUUUCCUUCCUGUUUUUAUUUCUGCCCUGAUCUGAAAUUAUACCGUUACUGUUGUUCA
This is a messenger RNA of Sphaerodactylus townsendi, 4476 nucleotides long. Its product is annotated as zinc finger protein 268-like. The record is from RefSeq and is a predicted model, not a curated record. The transcript has a single exon. Lineage: Eukaryota; Metazoa; Chordata; Lepidosauria; Squamata; Sphaerodactylidae. Bases 131 to 2176 code for a protein of 681 amino acids.